Sapajus apella (tufted capuchin) is the source of this 2473-nucleotide messenger RNA. It is a transcript of the gene PPP1R15A, whose product is annotated as protein phosphatase 1 regulatory subunit 15A. The record is from RefSeq and is a predicted model, not a curated record. Bases 248 to 2389 code for a protein of 713 amino acids. Gene Ontology annotation, cellular component: endoplasmic reticulum; protein phosphatase type 1 complex. Gene Ontology annotation, molecular function: protein phosphatase regulator activity. NCBI's taxonomy places the organism in Eukaryota, Metazoa, Chordata, Mammalia, Primates, Cebidae. The transcript has 3 exons. Gene Ontology annotation, biological process: response to endoplasmic reticulum stress.
CACUUGCAUUGCGUUGGUUCCCACCCCGAUUGUUGAUCAUAUGCGAGACGCUGCUCGACCCUGCGCCCCGCUUGUCGCCCCCGCGCUUGAGGCAGCCGUAGAUACUCUGAGUUCCCAGAACCCCAACGCCUGAGGGUGAGAUGAACGCGCUGGCCUUCCUAGCCGUCCGGACCUGUGAUCGCUUCUGGCAGCCCAAGCCGGCGCUCCUACCCCCCGGGUGACGCGCAGUCCCCAGCCGUCCAGACACAUGGCCCCAGGCCAAGCACCCCAUCAGGCUACCCGCUGGAGGGAUGCCCACCCUUUCUUCCUCCUGUCCCCAGUGAUGGGCUUCCUCAGCCGGGCCUGGAGCCGCCUGAGGGGCCCGGGACCUCCAGAGCCCUGGCUGGUAGAAGCAGUAAAAGGAGCAGAAGCUGGCCUGGAGGGAGAAGCUAAGACUCCUCUGACAACCCCCCCUACCCCUUGGGACAGAUGCUCUGAAGAGAAGGCUGAAGACAGUGGAUGCCCUGAAGGGGACAGAGAAGAGCUGGGCCUGAAAACCAGCACUUCCCUUCCUGAAGCCUGGGGACUUUCAGAUGAUGACGAUGAUAAGUAUAGUGAGCAAGAAGCAACCAGUGUCCCUAGAGGGCAGGGAAGUCAAUUUGCAGAUGGCCAGCGUGUUCCCCUGUCUCCCAGCCUUCUGAUAAGGACCCUGCAAGGUUCUGAUAAGAAGCCAGGGGAGGAGAAAGCCGAGGAAGAGGGAGUUGCUGAAGUUGAGGAAGUCAACAGGUUCUCUUAUCCUCCGUCACACCAGGAGUGUUGUUCAGCAGUAGAGGAGGAGGAUGGUGAAGAAGCUGCAAAGAAAGAAGCUUGCAGAACCUCUACUUCCGCCCUGUCUCCAGGAUCCAAGCCCAGUACUUGGGUGUCUUGCCCAGGGGAAGAAGAGAAUCAAGCCACGGAGGACAACAGAAGAACAGAAAAAAGUCAAGGAGCCAGGGAGACCCCCGUGUCACCCCCAGCUUCAGGCUCUUACCCCACUGCCUGGGAGUAUCAUUCAGGAGAGGCGUCCAAGGAGAAGAAGGAAAAGGCACACGAAGAAGCUGGGAAAGGAAAAGCUGCCCCAGGGCCACACUCCUCAGCCCCAGCUCAGAGGCCCCAGCUCAGGGCCUGGCGGUGCCAACCCAGUGAUGAAGAGGAAGGUGAGGUCAAGGCUUUGGGGGCAGCUGAGAAGGAUGGAGGAGCUGAUCCUCCCUGCAUCCCUGCCACAAGUGCCUUCCUGAAGGCCUGGGUGUAUCAGCCAGGAGAGGACACAGAGGAAGAGGAAGGUGAGGAAGAAGAUGAGGACAGUGACUCUGGAUCAGAUGAAGAGGGAGACGCUGAGGGCUCCUCUUCCACUCCUACGACAGGUACCUUCUUGAAGCCCUGGGUGUAUCAGCCAGGAGAGGACACAGAGGAAGAGAAGGCGGAAGAUGAGGACAGUGAUACAGGAUCAGCGGAGGAUGAGGGAGAAGCUGAGACUUCCGCCUCCGCCUCCACACCCCCUACAAGUGCUUUCUUGAAGGCCUGGGUGUAUCGUCCAGGAGAGGACACAGAGGAGGAGGAGGAUGACGACAGUGAUACGGGAUCAGCUGAGGAUGAGGGAGAGGCUGAGACUUCUGCUUCCACACCCCCUGCAAGUAGUUUCUUGAAGGCCUGGGUAUAUCAGCCAGGAGAGGACACAGAGGAGGAAGAUGAGGAUGCGGACAGUGAGGAUACGGAAGAUGAUUCAGAAGCAGCUGUGGGAGAAACUGAGUCAACCCCACAUCCAUCCCACCCAGCCCAGAGUGCCCGUUUCAGGGACUGGGUAUAUCAACCUGGGAAGAAGACAGAGGAAGAGGAAGCUACUGAGUACUGGGGAGAAGCUGAGCCCUGCCCCUUCCGAGUGGCCAUCUAUGUACCCGGAGAGAAGCCACCGCCUCCCUGGGCUCCUCCUAGGAUACCCAUCCGACUGCAGAGGCGGCUCAAGCACCCAGAAUCACCGACCCAAGAUCCAGACCCUGAGACUCCCUUAAAGGCCAGAAAGGUACACUUCUCUGAGAAGGUCACCGUCCAUCUGCUGGCUGUCUGGGCAGGGCCAGCCCACGCCGCCCGCCAGGGCCCCUGGGAGCAGCUUGCCCGGGAUCGCAGCCGCUUUGCACGCCGCAUUGCCCAGGCCCAGGAGUUGCUGAGUCCCUGCCUCACCCCUGCUGCCCGGGCCAGAGCCUGGGCACGCCUCAGGAACCCACCUUUAGCCCCCAUCCCUGCCCUCACCGAGACCUUGCCUUCCUCCUCUGUCCCUUCAUCCCCAGUUCAGACCACGCCCUUGAGCCAAGCUGUGGCCACACCCUCCCCUUCCUGUCUAGGUCCCCUGGACCUCAGUGGGAGGCGUGGCUAAGACCAACUGGUUUGCCUAUAAUUUAACUAUUUAUUUUUUCUAAGUGUGGGUUUAUAUAAGGAAUAAAGCCUUUUGAUUUGUAGC